AUGUGCAUUUUACUUACUUGUGCCAACACGAAAGAGUAUUCUCUUGUUCUUGCUUCAAACAGGGAUGAGUAUUUCAAGAGACCAACUCAUGAGGCGGAGAUGCGACUGGUUGAUGGCGUGGAGACGAUCUCACCUUAUGAUCUGGCCCGUGAAGAAAGAGGGACAUGGAUAGGAAUUACUACAACCGGGCGACUUGCUGUUUUGGUCAACUACAGAGAUCCGAUUGAAGUCAACCAUAGAGGGAAAGUAUCCAGGGGGCUGUUACCUAUAUCUUAUCUAACUUGUGCAAAGCCAAACAAAGCGGGGAAAGAAGAGGCAAGCAAGAAGGUGAGGCCAUCUACUAAGGUAAGCUAUGGUGAGUGUUCCCACGGGGUUCAAGAUUGGCCAGACGAUUUUAUUCAGAAAGAAUUGAAGAGCAUUGGAGGUUUUUCCUUAAUGUACGGCCAAUUAUCCAUGGGCGAUGACGGACGCAUUUGCCCAUUGAGCGUCUUCACUAAUAGGUCCACCAAAAGGACCAAGGUAUUUGUCGACGCCGAUCAAUUUGGACUAUCGAACUCACAUUUCUUUGAGCCUUGGCCGAAGGUCAUAGAAGGGCAGCAAGAGCUUAGUAACCUGAUGAAAGCUUAUGAUGCUUCUGAAUUCUCAUUAGGCGAGAACAUGUCCCGAGACCAUGCAAGACACGAGACACUAAUCGAUGAAAUUUUCAAGAUAUUAUCGAUUGACCGAAUCCAUCCAAACCUGAGAACAGACUACAUUUCGGCGUUUGAACACUUCCCAGAAAGUAUUUUCAUUCCUCCUAUUGAGACACCCUACUAUCAUGAUCCGAACAAUAUAGAUAAUCCAGUUGCGGGUGACUAUUAUGGCACUAGAACCCAAACAAUUAUCCUCGUAGAUAGAAAAGGUAACGUUGAGUACAUUGAGAAAACUUUGCACUCCAGAGACCAAGAGGAAAUAGAGAAAAAUCCCAUACGCCGAUUCAAUUUUCGUAUUGACGGAUUUGUGCGAUGCCAUUCAUCUUGCACGGUCAGCUCCGGGUCUGAGUAG
Messenger RNA from Komagataella phaffii GS115, 1044 nucleotides. RefSeq lists its product as uncharacterized. Bases 1 to 1044 code for a protein of 347 amino acids. The transcript has a single exon. The record is from RefSeq and is a predicted model, not a curated record. NCBI's taxonomy places the organism in Eukaryota, Fungi, Ascomycota, Pichiomycetes, Pichiales, Pichiaceae. Gene Ontology annotation, cellular component: Golgi apparatus. Gene Ontology annotation, biological process: Golgi organization; protein secretion.